This is a messenger RNA of Thlaspi arvense, 1860 nucleotides long. Lineage: Eukaryota; Viridiplantae; Streptophyta; Magnoliopsida; Brassicales; Brassicaceae. The record is from the annotation of a GenBank genome assembly.
AGUAGCUCGUGUAUUGAUGAUUCUUGCAAAUUUUCAGCACCAUACGCGCUGCGAAUCAGCUGCGGAGCUCGAAGAAACAUUAGAACCUCACCAUCAUAUGCACUUUGGUACAAAGACUUCGCAUAUACAGGAGGCAUACCUGCAAAUGCGACAAUAUCACCUAGCUACAUAUCUCCACCAUUGAACACACUUCGUUACUUCCCAAUCUCCGAGGGUCCGAACAACUGCUACAACAUCGUCCGAGUGCCAAAGGGACAUUACUCUGUAAGGAUCUUCCUUGGUCUGAUCAACGCGCCUAAUGUAGACAAAGAGCCUCUCUUCGAUAUAUCCAUCGAAGGCACUCAGAUUUCUUCUCUUAAAUCUGGCUGGAGUAGCAAUGAUGACCAAGUAUUCGCUGAAGCUCUCGUAUUUCUCUUGGAAGGGACGUCUACGAUCUGUUUCCACAGUACUGGCCAUGGAGAUCCUGCGAUCCUCUCUAUCGAAAUCCUCCAGGUCGAUGAUAACGCUUAUAACUUCGGUAAAGACUGGGGACAAGGAGUGGUUCUAAGAACAGCCACGAGGUUGAACUGUGGUACUGGGGAGAAGAAGUUUGGUGAAGAUUACAAUGCAGAUCGUUGGGGUGGUGAUAGGUUUUGGAAUCGAGUGAGAUCUUUUGGUAAAGGUGCUGAUUCUGCAAGAUCAACAGGGAAACGCAUUAGCCAGGCUUCUGUCUCUCCAAAUUUCUAUCCUCAAGCAUUGUAUCAGUCGGCGUUAUUCAGUACAGAUGAACAACCAGAUUUAACUUACAGCAUGGAUGUGGAACCAAACAGAAAGUAUUCGGUGUGGUUGCAUUUCGCGGAGAUCGAUGCUAGUGUCACUGUUGAAGGGAAAAGAGUGUUUGAUGUUGUGAUAAACGGUGAUACUUUGUUCGAAAAUGUUGACAUUAUCAAGAUGAGUGGCAACCAUUACAGAGCGCUUGUUCUCAAUACAACCGUGACUGUGAGUGGAAGAACCUUGACAAUCGUUCUACAGCCCAAGGGAGACGCUCAUGCUCUUAUUAAUGCUAUCGAGGUCUUUGAAAUCAUAACCGCUGAGUUUAAAACAUUACGUGAUGAAGGUAUUGACCUCUUCGGUGCGUUACAGAAAAUGAGAAAAUCUUUAGGGCUUCCUUCAAGGUUUGGAUGGAAUGGUGAUCCAUGUGUUCCUCCGCAACAUCCAUGGAGCGGAGCUGAUUGUCAGCUUGACAAGAACACCAGUAAAUGGUUCAUUGAUGGACUUGAUCUUGAUAACCAAGGUCUGAAGGGUUUUUUGCCAAACGACAUAUCAAAGCUAAAACAUCUUCAGAGCAUAAACUUGAGUGACAACAACAUUCAUGGAGGAAUACCUGCAUCACUUGGAAGCAUUACAAGCUUGCAAGUAUUGGACCUCUCCUACAAUUCUUUCAAUGGAUCUAUCCCUGAAACAUUAGGAGAGCUAACAUCCCUGCGGAUUCUGAACCUCAACGGAAACUCUUUGUCAGGAAAAGUACCAGCUGCUGUAGGUGGAAGGUUGCUGCACAGAGCAAGCUUCAACUUCACGGAUAAUGCAGGUCUAUGUGGGAUCCCGGGUCUUCCAGCGUGCGGGCCUCACCUAUCUUCAGGAGCCAAGAUCGGGAUUGCGUUCGGUGUUAGUCUAACAUUCCUCUUGAUCGUUGCAUGCGCUAUGAUAUGGUGGAAACGACGACAAAACAUUCUUCGGGCACAGCACAUUGCAGCAAGAGGAGCUCCGUAUGCUAAAAAGAGAACCAAUGUGUCUCAUGACAUUCAAAUGACACGGCACGGGCACAAUAACCACGGCCAAGCUCGUACUGCUGUCGAAAAUGGACCGAGCUUGUUGUCUUAA